UUUGCUGUUUCUGAUUGUAUUACGUUUUCUGACCGGUUAUAGUCCUGCCUAAAAAAAUGUAGAAUCUUUUAAGCAAGUAACCAACCCAUGCCGCUUGUUCUUCGUCAUCUUUAAUCUUUCUGUUUCUGGUUGGGUUUCAUGACUGUGUAAGAUUAAGAAGUUACACAGAAAUAUACUGCAACAAACUCAUAUAAUAUUUUUGUUAGGUAUGACCGAAUCCAGCGGGAAAAUUCGGGAGCGAUGGACCUACGAUGUGUUCUUGAAUUUCCGGGGACCAGACAUGCGCAACGGGUUCAUGGGCCAUCUCUAUAAGAGUCUAGUAAGAUCAGGAAUCUACCCAUUCAAGGACGACGAAGAAAUAGAAAGAGGAGAAGACAUUUCCCCGAAGCUGUUGAAGGCCAUUGAAAAUUCCAAGAUUCACCUUGUCGUUCUAUCCAAGAACUAUGCUUCAUCACGUUGGUGCCUUGAUGAACUUGUACACAUUAUGCAAUGCCGCGAAAGGGAGGCCGGACAUAUGUUACUCCCAAUUUUCUAUGACGUUGACCCAGCAGAUGUUCGCGUUCAAAUAGGAUCAUUUGCUGAAGCCUUUGAUAAACACCGAAGCCGUUACACAGAGAGCAAGGUGCAGACGUGGAAGGAAACUUUAGCCUCAGUUGCACAUUUGCGUGGAUAUCUUUACUGGGGUAAGGAUGCAGAACUAAUCAACAUUAUUACUAGAGACAUUCUCCAAAGGCUGCCUAGUUCGUACUUGCAUUUACCAACAUAUGGCGUUGGUAUUAAAUCACGUGUACGCCGUAUCAACGAGUUUAUGUGCUUUGAUUCGGAUGAUGUCCAGAUUAUCGGAAUCUGCGGGAUGGGUGGGAUCGGUAAAACGACCCUAGCCAAAGCUGCAUAUAAUGAAUACUCACAUAGUUUCGAAGGAACAAGUUUCCUAGAGAACUUUGGAGAAUGCUUCAAGAAACCUCAAGGGAAGGUUCAUCUUCAACAGAAACUUCUUUCUGAUAUCUUAAGGAGGCAUGACAUAGUCUUCAACAACAUGGAUCAUGCAAUGAAGCACAGAUUCCGGAACAAAAUGGUACUUGUUGUACUCGAUAAUGUUGAAGACAUUAAGCAGCUUAACUCAACCGCAAUAGAUUGGAGCUGCUUUGGGCCAGGAAGCAGGAUAAUCAUCACAAGCAGAAACAAGCAUUUGUUAGGGCAGCUCGGGGUAGUAAAUAUAUACUCACCAGAUGCACUUAAUGGUAAAGAAUCUCUUGAACUCGUAAGCUGGCAUUCCUUUAGAACGAGAAAACCUCCAGUAGAUUUUCGUCAGCUGUCGGAAAAGGUUGUUGAAUACUGUGGAGGACUACCCUUGGCUUUGGAAGUCUUGGGUGCUUUUCUAUUCAAGAGAAGCAUCUCCGAGUGGAGAAGCACAUUGGAAUUGUUGAAACAAACUCCCAAUGCUGACAUUCAAGCAAAACUUCGGAUCAGCUUUGAUGCCCUAGACCCAGAACAAAAAGAUAUAUUCUUGGAUAUUUCUUGCUUCUUCAUUGGGAUGGAUAAAGACUACGUGAAUUACAUAUUGGAUGGAUGCAAGUUAUAUCCUGACAUAGGACUCGCUGUGCUGAAGGAGAGAUUUCUUGUCACAGUCCGUGAUAACAGGUUGGUGAUGCAUGGCUUACUACGAGAAAUGGGAAGAAAUAUUGUCCGAGGAACAUCUCGGAAUAACUGUGAAAGAUGGAGUAGAUUGUGGGAUCCUGACGAUUCUAUUCAUGUAUUGACAAACAAUUCUGUAAGGAACAAUAGUCUUUGUGCGUUUAUUUGUAUCAACCAAAAUUAUAAGGUAGAUAUAUGGUAUAACAUAAUAAAAUUAAUUUUUUCUCAAUGUAAAGGGUACAGAUGUAAUUGA
Molecule: messenger RNA, 1888 nt
Organism: Raphanus sativus (radish)
Lineage: Eukaryota; Viridiplantae; Streptophyta; Magnoliopsida; Brassicales; Brassicaceae
Product: disease resistance protein RUN1-like
Exons: 2
Coding region: 209-1888 (559 amino acids)
Biological process (GO): signal transduction; defense response
Molecular function (GO): ADP binding
Source: RefSeq, a predicted model, not a curated record